Molecule: messenger RNA, 1894 nt
Organism: Triticum dicoccoides
Lineage: Eukaryota; Viridiplantae; Streptophyta; Magnoliopsida; Poales; Poaceae
Product: chaperone protein DnaJ-like
Exons: 11
Coding region: 74-1540 (488 amino acids)
Biological process (GO): protein refolding; response to heat
Cellular component (GO): cytoplasm; chloroplast thylakoid membrane
Molecular function (GO): heat shock protein binding; ATP binding
Source: RefSeq, a predicted model, not a curated record
CACACGACACGCCCCCCGCCCCGCCGCGGACCAGCAGCGGCUCCCAGAGAAACCCGCCGGAGCGCGCGGCUUAAUGGCGCUCGCGCUCUCCACGCUCCCCUUCGCCCCCUCCACCCCGGCGCCCGCCUCGUUCCGCCCCCGCGGGGCCCACCUCGCCCCCUCCCCCGCCGGCAGGAGCGGCGGCCUCGGCGUCGGGCUCCCCCUCGCGUGCGCGGCGCCGCGGAAGAACCGCGGGCGGAGGCGGCGCGGCGGGGGCCUGGUGGUGUUCGCGGCCGCCGACUACUACGCGACGCUCGGCGUGCAGCGCUCCGCGACCAUCAAGGACAUCAAGGCCGCCUACCGGAAGCUCGCGCGCCAGUAUCAUCCUGAUGUUAAUAAAGAACCUGGAGCAACCGACAAGUUCAAAGAGAUAAGCUCAGCCUAUGAGGUUCUGUCAGAUGAUAAGAAGAGGGCAUUGUAUGACCAAUAUGGUGAAGCCGGGGUUAAGAGCGCGGUUGGGGGCAACGCUGGAGCUUAUACAUCGAAUCCAUUUGAUCUGUUUGAGACAUUCUUCGGAGCAAGCAUGGGUGGUGGUGGUGGCUUUUCUGGUAUGGACCAGAGCGCAUUUAGGACACGCAGAAGGAGCACUGCUGCUCAGGGUGAAGACAUCAGAUAUGAUGUGAUUCUAGGGUUCUCAGAGGCAAUAUUUGGAACAGAAAAAGAUAUCAUAUUAUCCCAUUUGGAGACUUGUGAUGCUUGUAGCGGUUCUGGUUCAAAGGUUGGCUCAAAGGCAAAAAUAUGCUCCACAUGUGGUGGGCGAGGGCAAGUAAUGCGAACGGAGCAGACACCAUUUGGUCUCUUUUCCCAGGUUUCUAUUUGCCCCACUUGUGUAGGAGAGGGUGAGGUUAUUUCAGAGUAUUGCAGGAAAUGCUCUGGAGAGGGGCGUGUUCGUGUCAGAAAAGAGAUCAAAGUAAAAAUCCCUCCAGGAGUUAGUAAAGGUAGCACUCUUCGUGUACGUGGUGAAGGUGAUGCAGGACCGAAAGGAGGGCCUCCCGGAGAUCUUUUUGUCUGCCUUGAUGUAGAGGAGCCAUCCGAUAUUAAAAGGGAUGGUAUCAACUUGUAUUCAACUGUGUCGAUAAGCUACAUUGAAGCUAUUUUGGGUACAGUUCAAAAGGUCAGAACUGUUGAGGGAACUAGUGAACUUCGAAUACCUCCAGGCACCCAACCUGGUGAUGUAUUGGUCCUAGCGAAGCAAGGUGUUCCAUCAUUGAAUAGGCCAUCUAUAUGCGGUGAUCAUCUAUUCACUGUUAAGGUCUCUAUACCCAAACGUAUAAGUGGGCGCGAAAAGGAGUUGCUUGAGGAACUUGCAUCGUUGAAAAAUGGUGGUUUUGCCCGUGCACCGGUGAAGCCAAAACCUGUACAUAAAGAGAAUGGAAGCCGCGCUGCUCCAGAAGUAUCAGAUCAACCUGAUGAUGGGGAGGGUGACUGGUUGAAGAAACUUUCUGAUUUUGCUGGAUCCAUUGUCAACGGGGCAUCCAAGUGGCUGAAGGACAACCUGUAGCCUGUAAAUAUUUAUUGCAUGAUGCAUUCUAUUCAACACCAGUCAUGGUGUUAACCAAUCUGCAAUUCUUCAAUUAAUCGGGAUUCGACGAGCUGUUGCAUGCAUGUGUUCUGUUGAAGAGGCUCAUCUUUUACGGUCUGUGGGCUGUGAAGUGGCAACGCAGAGGUUUAGUGUCAACUAAUUUUAUUGACGCCGUUUUUAUUUUUUGAGAGGGAUACCCUUGUAAAGCAUGAAUUUUGCUGUAGUCGCACUUGUAUUUCCUAGAGCAUGUAACAGUCGUCACGGCCGCAGAUAUUGAAAUCGAUGAAGCUACAUUCUAUGUAAAUACAUAUAUAUAUAUAUAUUUUUCCGGUA